GCAAUGCUAUUCUUUCUUUGAUAAUGAAAAAGAAAAACAAGAUUUCUUUGGUUUGGUUGUUUUUUGAGGAGAUUUUGGCUUGUGGAAUUUGUCCUAAUGUGGGAACAUUCAAUAUUCUUCUCAAUGCGCUUUGCAUAGAGGGGAAGAUUAACAAGGCAGGGAAAUUUAUUAAGAAAAUGGAGGAAAUUGGUUACAUGCCAACAUCAGUUACUUACAAUACUUUGAUUGAUAAGUAUAUUAAAAAGGAGAGGUUCAAGGCUGCUUUUAAGCUUCUUGAAGUAAUGGGAUUGAAAGGUAUUAAGUCUGAUAUAUGUACAUAUAACAUGUUUAUUAAUAGUUUGUGUAAAAAGAAUAAUUCCUCUGAUGCUUAUUUACUUCUAAAGAGGAUGAAGACGAGGGGGAUGAAACCAAAUGAAGUCAGUUACAAUACUUUGGUUACUGGAUUGUGUAAAGAGGGUAAAACUGAUUUGGCCAUGAAGGUUUUGGAUGAAAUGUUGGCUCACGAUCUUGUGCCGAAUGGUAUUACUUAUAACACAUUGAUUGAUGGGCAUUGCCGGAAAGGGGAUUUUCAGAGAGCUUAGAGGCUUUUCGAUGAAAUGGAGGCCUUAGAGAUCGAGUUGAGUGAGGUUAGCUAUGGUGCCCUUAUGAAUGGGUUUUGUAAGGCUGGCAAGCGGAAUGAGGCCUCUAAUCUUUUGGAUAUAAUGAAACAAAAGGGAUUAAAUGCUGGGUGUAUUAUAUACACCAUUUUGAUUGAUGGAUAUUGCAAGAGCGGCCAGUUUCAUGAAGCUUUACACAUUCUUGAUAAAAUGCAAGGGUCUGGAAUUGUGCUAGAUAUUGUAACAUAUUCUUCACUUAUAAAUGGAUCUUGCAAAUUGGGGAGGGUCAAAUAUGCGAAGGAGAUCCUAUGUAAGAUGCAAAAAGGAGGACUUCCCCCCAAUAGUAUUAUUUAUGCAACUUUAAUUCACUCAUAUUGUAAACUUGGUAAAGUAUUAGAAGCCUUAAAACUAUAUGUUCAUAUAAAGAAGAGAGGCAUGAAUUUGGAUUUGAUAACUUGUAAUAUGUUGGUUGCUGCACUUUGUAAGGGUGGGAUGCUACAAGAGGCUGAGGGGUUUGUUGAUCAGAUGGGUAGGAUUGGUCCGUCUCCAGGUCUUGUUAAUUUUGAUUGUAUAAUAGAUGGUUAUUGCAAUAGAGGUGAUGUGCUCAGUGCAUUUGCGAUCUUUGACGAUGUUGUAAAAAUAGGUCAUGUUCCAGGCGUUUUCACAUACACUAGUCUCCUUAAAGGACUAUGUAAAAGUGGGAAUUUGGAUGAGGCUUAUGGGUUUAUGGACAAAUUGCACAAGAUGCCUUUGGUUCUAGAUACUAAAGUGUAGAAUACAUUAUUACAUGGGAUUUGUAAGGCUGGGAAGUUGGAGGAAGCAGUUAAAUUUUGUGACGACAUGGUUCAGAAUAAUAUAUAUCCAGAUACAUACACAUACACUAUUCUUAUUAAUGGUUUUUGUAAGGAAGGCAAAUUAGUUCCUGCAUUUAUGUUGUUUUUAUCUAUGAAGGAUAGGGGUUUGGUUCCCAAUUGUGUAACUUACACUUGUUUAAUUGAUGGAUUGAUUAAAGAAGGCCAACUAAAGUGUGCUUGUUAUCUUUAUAAAGAGAUGAGGGCCAAUGGUGUCCUUGAUAUUGUUUCUUUCAAUGUAAUGAUCGAUGGAUUCUCUCGAGGUGGCAAACUGCAAAGGGCAGAUAAACUCUUCUCGGCUAUUUUGCAAAUGGGUUUGUAUCCCAAUAGAGUAACUUAUAACAUUCUUAUGCACGCAUAUGCUAAGAAAGGUCUAGUAUCAAAAUCCUUGUGUUUGUACAAAGAAAUGGUUGAGGAUGGUUUUGCACCUGAUAUUUUAACUUAUAAUGCCCUCACUCUUGGUCUCUCUGACACUGGCAUGGCAGAUAUUGGGGUAAAAUUGUUGGAAAAAAUGAUUCGAGGAAAUGUGAAUCCCGAUCACUCAAUAUUCAACAUUCUUAUAAAGAAAUUCAGUGACAAGUGUGAUAUGAAGAAUGUUUUUAAGCUUGUCACAGUUAUGAAUAAUUUAGGGGUUCUUCCUGAUUCGGGUACAUUUACUACUGUCCUUGAGGGUCUAAAUAGAAAAGGGGAGUUCCAAGAAUCUUGUAAGCUUCUGCAUGCCAUGUUAAAGGGAGAGGUUCUUCCCAACCAUAGAUCUUAUAUAACUUUAAUCAAUGGGAAGUGUAGAGAGGGUGAUAUCCAGGGGGCAUUUAGGCUUAAAGAAGAGAUGGAGAAACUAGGCUUAGUCCCACGUGAUGUUUCUGAGAGUGCCGUAGUGCGGGGGCUGUGCAAGAGCCAAAAGCUCGAAGAAGCCAUGUUGCUCUUUGAUAACAUGCUUCAGAUGGGGCUGGUUCCCACCAUUGCCACUUUUACCACUCUCAUUAAUGCACACUGCAAAGAAGGCAAGCUUGCUGAGGCUCUAAGGCUAUGUGAUGUGAUAGAACAAUGUGGUAUGAAUCUUGAUGUUGUGAUUUAUAAUGUUGUAAUCACUGGACUAUGUAACAAUGGCCGUAUAGCUGUUGCAUUUGAAUUUUAUGAAGAUAUGAAGAGGGAACGCCUAUGGCCCAAUAUUACCAUGUACACUGUGCUUAUAGAAGCUCUUCUUAAGGAAAUUGAUCAGUCUAAAGGGGAGUUGCUUUUGAUGGAUAUAAGGGAAAGGGGUCUUAUUUCUUACGAAAACAUAAAUCUUGGAGUGCAUGAGAGGUUGUAUCGUGCUUUGAGAAGAUUGAAUGGCUUGAGGCGAUGCAAGAAAAUGACAUUAUAUGGGGAAAAGUAGGAGAUUAGUUUGUUCUUAGGUGAUUAGUCACCCUUACUCUUAACUGGAAAGCACAACAGGCAAACCUUCGCCGCCUGGUGAUUUCGAGGUCUUAGACAUGCACUCUUGCUUCUCGGUACAAAAACAACAUUUACCAAUCUUAAAAGCAAAAUAUUAGGAAAGAAAUUGUAUUCAAUCACAGGAAGGCUGAUUGGCACGAACAAUUUCAGGGUAACUAUAGUAAAUGCAUCAAUCUGAUGCUUGUGAGUAGCUUUUUCUACUCAGAGCCAGUAUUUCUUUCUUGGACGAUGAGGAUCACUAUUCUGGAACAGACCUCCAAUGACAAGGAUAAAGGUAGGCCACUGCCAAAAUUUGGUGAAUGGGCUGUUAAUGAUGCAGCUUCAGCUGAGGGGUUCACAGUGAUAUUCAAC
This is a messenger RNA of Amborella trichopoda, 3232 nucleotides long. Lineage: Eukaryota; Viridiplantae; Streptophyta; Magnoliopsida; Amborellales; Amborellaceae. The record is from RefSeq and is a predicted model, not a curated record.